ACUGCCUAAUCAUGCCAGUAGAAACUAUCGAGGAUCCGUACGUUAAACUGAAACUUACGCAAAAACUAAUCGACUUUAUAGUCAAAAAUGUUAAAAAUGAAAAGAACGUGCCCCAUAACAUUAAGACAUUGAAAAACUGUGCUCAAAAUAAGCGUGCAGACUGUACUUUGUCGUUGAAAGAUAUCAAGUGGCUGAAAACUUUUCUGACAGAACAGUCAAACGGUAAGAAAAAAGUUAAUCUUCACGAGCUUUUGGAAGGAGUUGAUGUUCAAUUGCCUCAGCCAAAGAUUACACCGAGAAAUCCGGAUUUGGAAGCUAGGAUAAAAAAACUAAGAGCCCAACAAAAUAACAGGGAUUACAGGGCUAUGACCAAGAGUGUGGAUAAUACUAGAAAGUAUUUGCCAGAUGAUUCUCUAGCUUACCAGAUGAAGGCCAUUAAUAAGCAACUGAUUGCUGUAUUUACAUUUGUUGUGACUGUAGCAGCUGGUUUUGCAUUUGGUUUCUGGGGUAUAUUUUGGGAAACAGAAGGUGUGGACCUAGGGUUUAGAUUGCUGAUAGGAAUAAUAUGUGCUUUAAUAAUAGCACUCGCUGAAAUUUACUUCUUAGCAAAAAGCCUCAGUGAAGAUUAUGAUGAAUUACCUGCAUCUCAACCUUUGUCCAAGAGACCACAUCAAGAUUAAAUCCUCUACUUAAAUGUAUGAUAAACUUUAAUAUCAAUUUAUUCAGUGCGCAUAAUUUUUGAUAGUUCUAUAUACUGUAGGUACGAUUAAGCGUUGAAAUUCAAGAUAAAAAUCAUUGUAAUUCUUGAAUUAAAAAAAUCGCAUUUUGCGUUUAUUUUA
This is a messenger RNA of Copidosoma floridanum, 839 nucleotides long. Its product is annotated as vacuolar ATPase assembly protein VMA12. NCBI's taxonomy places the organism in Eukaryota, Metazoa, Arthropoda, Insecta, Hymenoptera, Encyrtidae. The record is from RefSeq and is a predicted model, not a curated record. Gene Ontology annotation, biological process: vacuolar proton-transporting V-type ATPase complex assembly. Gene Ontology annotation, cellular component: endomembrane system.